AUGAGAAUGUCUGAUGCCAACAUAACCAUGGGAAAGAUCAUAUUUUACGAAGACAGAGACUUCCAAGGGCGCUCUCAUGAGUGCAGCAGUGACUGUGCUGACCUUCACUCCUACUUAAACAGAUGUAACUCCAUCAGGGUGGAGAGCGGCUGCUUCAUGGUCUAUGAGAGGCCCAACUACAUGGGCAACCAAUACUACCUGAGGAGAGGGGAGUACUCUGAUAACCAGCGUAUGAUUGGCGUCAGUGACUGUGUCAGAUCUUGCCGUAUGAUCCCACCGUACCAAGGUUCUUACAGGAUGAGGCUUUACGAAUGCUUUGACAUGUCCGGCCAGAUGCACGAGCUGGUGGAUGACUGUCCAAACGUCCAGGACCAACUCAGCAUGUCUGACUUCAACUCCUGUAGUGUGGUGGAUGGCCACUGGCUGCUAUAUGACCAACCCAACUACAAGGGCAGAGUGUACUACCUGAGGCCUGGAGAGUACAGAAGAUACAGCGACUGGGGAGGUGUCAGCCCGAGAGUCAGCUCCCUGAGAAGAAUCAUUCAACUCAACUGAAGUCGAGCUUUGUUUAAAUGUUUAACUGUAAUGUUUUGCCAAUAA
Lates calcarifer (barramundi perch) is the source of this 600-nucleotide messenger RNA. Its product is annotated as gamma-crystallin S-1-like. The transcript has 4 exons. Gene Ontology annotation, molecular function: structural constituent of eye lens. Lineage: Eukaryota; Metazoa; Chordata; Actinopteri; Centropomidae. Gene Ontology annotation, biological process: visual perception; lens development in camera-type eye. The record is from RefSeq and is a predicted model, not a curated record. The coding region runs from base 1 to 555 and encodes 184 amino acids.